AUGACCGAGACUCAUGGAGGAGCCUCGGGAAAUCACGCGGGUGGAAGGUCCCUCUCCUUAAAGAUCAAGAAGAUCGGAUACUUCUGGCCAACGAUGGUCGAGGAUUGCAAAAACGUCGCCGAAAAAUGCGUCCCCUGCCAAAGGUACCCACCCACCAUCAACUCUCCAACGCAAGCACUCCAAGCCGCAAUCCCAGCAUACCCCUUCAUGCGCUGGGGAAUGGACAUCGUUGGACGUAUGCCACGUUCGCGGCAAUGUGCCUACCUCCUGGUCAUCACCGAAUACUUUACCAAGUGGGUAGAAGCAAAAAUCGUAACCGAUAACGGUGGGCAAUUCAUCGCGGCUACCUUCCAAGAAUUUUGCGCAUCAUGGAACAUCAAGCUCGUCUACUCCACGCCUAGAUACCCUCAAGCUAACGGACAAGUCGGGUCCACAAACAAGACUAUCGUCGAUGGCUUGAAGAAAAGGCUUGAAGGCUACCAAGGAGCUUGGGCGGACGAGUUGGAUGGAGUACUCCCAGAUCCGCGUCCGGGGAAACCCCCUUCACUUUGUCACACGGCUAAAGUGAGUUAUGAUCAAUUAGUGAAGACUGGUCCAGACGGCUUAUCGAGCGUUCGCAUCCUGAGCCGCGCACACCGGCCGAUCGAGGAACGAACGUACCGCGAUCGUCCCGCGUACAUCAUCCGUCCCGCCAAGUUCACGGCCGAGCUCACGUACCGACCCGGGAAGCAACAUCCCGCGGUCGAGCCGUUCUUGCCUCGCCACAACCGUGCACGACCGCAACGCGCGAACCGGGAAGCAAUGUCUCGCGGCCGCGCGGCACACACCACGUCCCGCGGCCGAUCCAUCCGUCCGACCAGGAAGGCUUCGUCCCACGUCCGGCCAGAAUCAUCGGCCAAAUCAUCCAUCCGUCCGACCCGUCGGCCGAACGCGAAAACUCUCGGCCACGAUCGUUCCGACCGUGCCGAUAGCCGACCACGACCCGAUAGCCGGCCGAUCGUCCCGACCGACCGUCCGGUCGACCCGAAGCCCGUUUUGAAGCCGUUUCACACGUUUUCACAGCCCGGCUUAACCUAA
Messenger RNA from Microthlaspi erraticum, 1077 nucleotides. The record is from the annotation of a GenBank genome assembly. NCBI's taxonomy places the organism in Eukaryota, Viridiplantae, Streptophyta, Magnoliopsida, Brassicales, Brassicaceae.